AUGAAAGAGAGCCUUGAGCAUCUAAUGUUGGAGAUUAGCCAAGAACAUUAUGGUGAAGGCAGUCCAGCAUUUCCUUUAUUUUUGGUAUUAAUCUCAAUAGGAGCUACUCUAAUAUCUGCCAUAUUUUAUCAAAAUCAUCAAGGUUUUAGCGAAGUAUUGCGAAAAAAUUUUUCCCGAAAAACGUAUUCAAACCAUCAAUCAAACAUUGAUACGUCAAAUUUUUACAAUUAUUUUACUAUGUUCACAUUGGGAUGUGGCAUAGCUGUUGUCGCAGCUGGAUUAAUUGCCGAAAAAAAUCCGACGUUGGGUUGGUUGGACGUUACUGUUUCAUUACUAGAAUCUAUUUUAAUGUUUUCAAUUGGCAAGCCUGUUGCUACGUCAUUGGGAAAAAUAUUGUUGCAGACAACUCCGGAUACAAUAUCAUUGAACUUGGAAGUUUGUUUAAGAGAGAUUCAACGUGAUCCAUCGAUAUUGGGAAUACGCGCCGUACAUGUAUGGCAAAAUUCACACAACCAACUGGUUGGAACACUAUGUUUACAUGUGAAACCGGAUGCCAAUGAACAAGCGGUGUUAGCGCAUGUGUAUCAACGAUUGGGACCACUCUUGCAUAUAGGAAAUGCUAACGUGAAUGGUGGUAGUGGUUUUGAAAUUGGUGCAGCGGGCGGUAGUGAAUUAACUGUUCAAAUAGUAAAGUGA
Ambispora gerdemannii is the source of this 696-nucleotide messenger RNA. Lineage: Eukaryota; Fungi; Glomeromycota; Glomeromycetes; Archaeosporales; Ambisporaceae. The record is from the annotation of a GenBank genome assembly.